AUGGCUCCUGCUCCUCUGAGCUCGAAUCCAGCCUCCCCAGUCCCAUCAGUCGCUUCAAUCGCUCCUGCGCAUACUGUUGUCUAUACUUCGAGGCAUUCGACACGAGACAAUGGCGGUCAAAGCUUCGGAGAGCUCUACCACAACUACUUUGUCUUCGUCGCCAUUGCUAUCGCCAUUGCCCUUCUCGUAGCCUGUGCCUUCUACCGCCGGAAAAAGCGCAUCAUCCACCAAGCCAAUCUCUCACGUCAGAUUGCUUUGACCCGCGACAUUCAAGAUCAAGGCAUACGCGCCAAUAGAGGCUGGGGCUGGGGUGCUUUGUCACGCGACUAUGCAAGUGGUCCUACUCCUCAUGGUCAGCCGCUUGCCGUACGAGGUGCAACCGCCCGCAGGAGAGAAGAGGAGGGUUUGAAUGAUGCAGGCGAGGCUCCUCCUGCCUACAAGGCUGCUCCAGGUUACAACGACACUGUACUAGAGACUGCUCGCCCAGCUUCUACCACCAACCUCGCCACUCCAACCUUCCCUCGUCCAGCCUUGGCCAGAGAAAAUACCGGUCUCAAGCCUCCCGACUAUACUGAGACUGCUUUUUCUCCUAUCAGUCCUGGAAGGGGUUCCUCCAAUACUACUGUUCCGACUUUUACUGCCACGAAUACACAUACCAAUGCAGGAUCUGAGCAUCUUCCAACAUACAACGACACGCAUGACCGCAGAUAG
Messenger RNA from Aureobasidium musti, 711 nucleotides. The record is from the annotation of a GenBank genome assembly. NCBI's taxonomy places the organism in Eukaryota, Fungi, Ascomycota, Dothideomycetes, Dothideales, Saccotheciaceae.